CCGCACUCCCCAUUCCCGCCCCGCCCUGUUAUUUUUUCCCGCAAGAGCUAAUGUGGAAAAAUUUUAUAUUUACGGAUUUAUAUGUGUUACUUUCAUUGUUUUUCGGUUUUCGUCAGUUUUUACAAUGGAUAAGUGUGGAAUAUGCCUAAAACCUGCAGUUCAGCUGUUUGAAACGGGCAAGGAUGGUGUGUAUGCAUGCUUCAAAUGUCAGCCAUUGGUGCCAGAGGUGUCCAUUGGGGAGAACAGCUGUGACCAGCCAGAGCGCACUCCUCCAACAGUGAAGAGGAGAGUGGUGAGCCCUCAUUGUACUGUGGUGUAUGCCACAAAUCAUUCCAGAAAAAUGUUCAGCUGCAGAACCACUUGCGGAAUCACCGUGCCGAGCGACGCUUUGUCUGCACCUACUGCAAUAAAGCAUUUUCUCAAUCUAACAACUUGAGAGCUCAUCUCCGCAUUCACACCAAUGAGAGGCCAUUCAAGUGCUCCGAAUGUGGAAAAGCUUUUACACAGGUAAAGACAUUUAUGUUUUAUUGGAUUGCUUUAUAAUAGCUGUAUGAGUUUUG
Messenger RNA from Manduca sexta (tobacco hornworm), 560 nucleotides. RefSeq lists its product as uncharacterized. The record is from RefSeq and is a predicted model, not a curated record. The transcript has 4 exons. Lineage: Eukaryota; Metazoa; Arthropoda; Insecta; Lepidoptera; Sphingidae. The coding region runs from base 125 to 436 and encodes 103 amino acids.